AUGUCCUCAAAACUCACCCGCUUCGUCAACAAUGGCGCUGGUCUGGAAAAGACUCUACGCCUGAUCCAGUCCGUAGCGCAGAUCGCCGCAGUUUUCACAGUCGGCAGUACUGCCGUGCAAUUGACGACCGCCAAGUUGCAAUUGGCUCUGACUCGACGAUUCUUUCGCUUCUUUGGCUUCCUCCAAUCGUUCGAGCGGGUAUCUACCCUCCUUACGAACGGGAGUAUUGGAUCCGUAGCCGGGUGGAUAGACCUCGCCAAAUGGACCUGCUUCAGUCUGUACUUUGUACUUGAGGAUUUGACAAUUUUGCAUGCUAUGGGCGUCUAUGCGGUGCCAUGGGAGGAACGGGUCAUGCGCGAGGCCAAUACCUUCUGGUUCUUUGCAAUUUCGUUCUCGCUUGUUGGCUCUGUUUAUGCGCUUCUGUUCUCUGGGGCUGCUGAGCAGAAGACCAAGUCCAAACAUAGUGAGAAGAAGAUCAACGAGAAGACUGGAAAGGCUGAGAAAGCUGCGGAGGCUGAAAAGCCUGCGCCUGGUGUUAAUACAUCGUUGUUUAUGAAACAGAUUAUGGUGGAUGGGUGUGAUAUUUUACUCCCCGUGACACUUUUGGGUUGGUAUCAUCCUGGAGAUCUUGUCGUGGGUGGCACUAUGGUGUUGAGUACGUUGUUGACCGGGUCGAGCAUUUGGGCUCAGGUAUGA
Penicillium pulvis is the source of this 696-nucleotide messenger RNA. Its product is annotated as PEX11 domain protein. Lineage: Eukaryota; Fungi; Ascomycota; Eurotiomycetes; Eurotiales; Aspergillaceae. Gene Ontology annotation, cellular component: peroxisomal membrane. The record is from RefSeq and is a predicted model, not a curated record. Bases 1 to 696 code for a protein of 231 amino acids. The transcript is spliced from 3 exons. Gene Ontology annotation, biological process: regulation of peroxisome size; peroxisome fission.